Penicillium concentricum is the source of this 546-nucleotide messenger RNA. RefSeq names its product Major facilitator superfamily domain general substrate transporter. The coding region runs from base 1 to 546 and encodes 181 amino acids. Gene Ontology annotation, molecular function: dipeptide transmembrane transporter activity; allantoate transmembrane transporter activity. Gene Ontology annotation, cellular component: plasma membrane. The record is from RefSeq and is a predicted model, not a curated record. Gene Ontology annotation, biological process: tripeptide transport; dipeptide transport; allantoate transport. NCBI's taxonomy places the organism in Eukaryota, Fungi, Ascomycota, Eurotiomycetes, Eurotiales, Aspergillaceae. The transcript is spliced from 2 exons.
AUGUGUUCAUGGAUAAUAACUAUUGUUGGCCUUCUGUUGAUCCGACAACUGCCAACCUCCAACAAGUACGGUCGUCUCGUCGGUGCAUGGCUUAUGAACGCUUUCGCUGCAUCCUUCCCGCUCUUUCUCAGCUUACUAGCCAGUAAUGUCGACGGCUUCACCAAAAAAGCAACUGAUCAGGCUCAUUUCUUCAUAUUUUACUGUGCUGGCAACAUUGCCGGACCACAGCUCUUCAUUGAAAAGGAAGCACCACACUACCUUACUGCUUACAAUGGCUCUAUCGGCUUACUUGCCGUGGUAAUUGGUCUCGCAAUCGUCUUGAGAUUUUACUUGGACUGGGAGAACAAGCGCCAUGACAAGGAGCAGGGUGUGUACAUUAACCCCGAGGCCACUGAUAUUUUCGAGCACGAUUUGGAUGAAACGAUGCAAGCAAGAGUGAUCUUUAUCUCUGUAGUGUAUAGGAACAACAAUAUAGAGCGAGGAAGCACUCGAUUACUCUUUUUCCGUGUUAUCGAGCACUUGAUUUUUGGGUUCUUUGUCCCAUAG